Brugia malayi is the source of this 1194-nucleotide messenger RNA. RefSeq names its product isovaleryl-CoA dehydrogenase, putative. The coding region runs from base 1 to 1194 and encodes 397 amino acids. The record is from RefSeq and is a predicted model, not a curated record. Lineage: Eukaryota; Metazoa; Nematoda; Chromadorea; Rhabditida; Onchocercidae. Gene Ontology annotation, molecular function: flavin adenine dinucleotide binding; acyl-CoA dehydrogenase activity. The transcript has 9 exons. Gene Ontology annotation, biological process: fatty acid beta-oxidation using acyl-CoA dehydrogenase.
AUGGCAGCUAAUUUAUCUAAAGUCGCUUCUCGACUGUCACAACAUUCCAUAUAUGGACAACGACAUUUGCAAUUUCGAGAAGUGCUCGGAAAGUUCAUCGACAAAAACAUCAAUCCGUAUGUUGACGAGUGGGAAGCACAGAAACAUUUUCCAGCACAUACUUUGUUCAAGAAAUUAGGACUGCUCGGAAUUUUCGGUGUCAAUAAACCAGCUGGUUACGGUGGUCUUGGCCUGGAUUUUAGUUAUUCGAUAGCCAUAGCUGAAGAACUAGGACGAAUUAAUUGUGCAGCUAUUCCGAUGGCUAUAGCUGUUCAGUCAGAUAUGGCUACACCAGCGCUAUCUAUGCAUGGAAGUGAUUACUUGAAACGUGAAUUUCUUCAUGCUACUUUAGACGGUGACCUGGUGGCAUGUUUAGGUGUAUCGGAAGCUUGUGCUGGAAGUGAUGUUGCUGCAAUUCGUACUACUGCUCGUUGGCAUGGAAAUGAUUUGAUUAUUGAUGGUAGCAAACAAUGGAUAACAAAUGGUACACAAGCAGAUUGGAUUUGUUUAUUAGCUAAUACAAAUGAUAAGCCAUCACCAUAUCGAAAUAAGAGCCUUAUAUGUGUACCAUUAAAUGAGCCUGGUGUACAUCGUUCGAAUUGCAUUGAAAAACUUGGUAUGCAUAGUUCUGAUACUGCCGAGAUUUAUUUUAAUAAUGUUCGAGUGCCAAGUCGAAAUAUCAUUGGUGAAGAAGGACAUGGCUUUGUUUAUCAAAUGCUACAAUUUCAGGAUGAACGACUUGUUGCUAUUGCUGUGCUACUUGAGCCAAUGCAGAAAAUUAUUGAUAUGACAAUUGAUUACACGCGACAAAGACGUGUUUUCGACGGAACUAUCCUAGAUAAUCAGAUUGUACAUUAUCGUUUGGCUGAAUUACAAACAGAUAUUGAAGCAGUUCGAUCACUAUUAUAUCGAGCUGUUAUGGAACGAUUACUCGGGAAAGAUGUUACAAUGUUGGCUAGUAUGGGUAAAUUAAAAGCUUCACGUUUAGCUAGGGCAGUGACUGAUUCCUGCAUACAGUUUUGGGGUGGUAAUGGAUAUGAUUGGAAUAAUUUGAUCAGUCGUUAUCAUCGAGAUUUUCGAUUAUUCUCAAUUGCUGGUGGUUGUGAUGAAGUAAUGCUCCGAAUUAUUUCAAAACGAAUGAAUAUGAUAAAAUAA